UGUUCUAUUCGAGCGCGCUUCAAUAGGACAUUGAAACAUAUUGGUGGAAACGCGAAUCUAUCUAAAGAAAAAAGGUCCAUUAAUUUACAUCUAAUCAAAAAAGAAAGAAACAUACAAAAUUGACUACGAAAAACAGAUCCUUUAAAUUGAGCUCGCAGCCUUAUGAUCGAUUUUCAUAUCCUUUUGCAAUCCUCCGUCUAAAUCCUGAAGACUCAUUCUCUUUUCCAGUCAUUUCCAGUUGCAUCGCGUUAAAUCUUUCGCACUAAAAAUAAGAUAAAUAUGUAAAUCAAGCAUCGAAGAGAAAAAAAAGAAGAGAGAUCGUCCAAUCGGGAAAAAAAGAAAAACUAAACCAAUAAUAAAUUCGAUUAUGAAUAAAGCGAUUAUUGGCAGUUCGCGACAGCUCGAUAUCUAUACACGUGGACGACAACAGGCUUGGAAUUAGGAGCGUGCGAACGAGGGCACCGUGGAGGGCACCGUGGAGGGCAUCGCAUGAGAACCCGCCCAGCGUCGUGCUGCCGCACAGCAAUGCAUCGACAAACUAAAUAAUCGACGUCAAAAGCUGUCAAAUAUGGCGAGGGGCAGCGAGAGAGAGCGGUAAUUGACAUGUAAAAAUGUGAAUGGCCCCGCCGCGGCCCGCACUGUGAUCUGCGCUUCGAUCGGGUGGGUGGGUCGCGCGCUCGUGGCCGACGAUCGCGGUGUCCUCGCGUGCGUGGAUCCGGGCUCACGCGGACGACGACGGCGACGACGACGACAAUCGACGACGAUGUCGGGCCCGUCGCCGGCGCCUGUCGAAUGCCGGAAGUGAAGUGUUUCCCGGCGCGACCGCGAGGGCAGUCCGAACCAGGAGCCAGACAGGGCUCUACACACAGACCCGGGAAGGAGGGGCAUGGUAUGGUAAUCAUCGGACAAACGCUAUGGGCGCUCAACAGACCAAGGACAGGGUGAUCCCCGCCGGGUCCACCGUGCGGCAGACACGCAAGCAGCCCAGAAAUCUCAAAGAUACGCGCGUCAUAGGCUCUAACAUAUUCACCGAGCACAGCGAGGCACUUUUGCAAAGUAGACCUCUACCUCACAUUCCAGCAUUGCCAGAAGGUGAUCCUCCGAGUGGUUCUAGUGUUCAAUCAAUUUCACAGCAAGCUAACAUUCAACAGCACGCCAGUGUGUCCACUAGUGGACUUCUUGAAGCAGCAAAUAGAUGGACUAGCAAGGAAAACCUCUUAGCACAAGAGGAGGAUGAUCCUCAAUUAUUUGUCGCCUUGUAUGAUUUUCAAGCUGGUGGGGAGAAUCAACUUAGUUUGAAAAAGGGUGAACAAGUACGUAUCCUAAGUUAUAAUAAAAGCGGAGAAUGGUGUGAGGCUCAUUCGAGCUCUGGGCAAGUGGGAUGGGUACCAUCGAAUUACGUUACACCCGUGAACUCCUUGGAAAAACACUCUUGGUAUCAUGGAAGGAUAUCUAGGAAUGCUGCAGAGUAUCUGCUGAGUUCAGGGAUAAACGGUAGUUUUCUUGUACGGGAAUCGGAGAGCAGUCCCGGACAACGUAGUAUCUCUUUGAGAUACGAGGGUCGAGUGUAUCACUAUAGGAUUAACGAAGAUAGCGAAGGAAAGAUGUUUGUCACAACAGAAAGCAAAUUCAACACGUUAGCUGAGUUAGUGCAUCAUCAUUCAAUGCUUGCUGAUGGCCUUAUAACGCAACUGCUUUAUCCUGCACCAAAGCAUAAUAAGCCUACCGUCUUUCCUUUGAGUCCGGAGCCGGACGAAUGGGAGAUUAACAGGACGGACAUAGUAAUGAGACAUAAGUUAGGAGGCGGCCAAUACGGCGAUGUGUAUGAAGCAGUCUGGAAGAGAUACAACAUGACCGUAGCGGUUAAAACUCUGAAGGAGGAUACGAUGGCAUUGAAGGAUUUUCUGGAGGAAGCGGCUAUCAUGAAGGAAAUGAAACACCGAAAUCUAGUACAAUUACUGGGAGUUUGUACACGUGAACCACCGUUUUACAUUAUCACGGAAUUCAUGAGUAAAGGGAAUCUCCUCGAUUAUCUGCGGAAUGAGAGUAAGCAUCAGAUUAACGCUGUAGUUCUGAUGCACAUGGCUACACAGAUUGCGAGCGGCAUGAGUUAUUUAGAGAGUAGAAACUUCAUUCAUCGCGAUCUGGCGGCCAGAAAUUGUCUGGUCGGCGAAAACCAUCUUGUUAAGGUUGCAGAUUUCGGUCUAGCUCGUCUUAUGAGAGACGAUACGUACACAGCCCAUGCAGGGGCGAAAUUUCCUAUAAAAUGGACUGCACCAGAAGGUUUAGCAUAUAAUAAAUUCUCCACAAAGUCUGAUGUAUGGGCAUUCGGUAUCUUAUUAUGGGAGAUUGCCACUUAUGGAAUGUCCCCUUAUCCUGGUGUCGAUCUAACAGACGUUUAUCACAUGUUGGAAAAAGGCUAUCGAAUGGAAUGUCCUCCCGGUUGUCCAACAAAAGUUUAUGAUCUGAUGCGUCAGUGCUGGCAGUGGUCAGCAGCAGAACGGCCAACUUUUAAGGAAAUACACCUUUCAUUAGAAAAUAUGUUUCAAGAAUCUAGUAUUACCGAAGAGGUAGAGAAGCAACUUCAAGGUGGGGGGGAAAUUCCAUUGCUAGCAUACAAAAAAUCGCAGACUGGAAGUACAGGAAAUAUACAUGGACUUGUUCUUGUAUCCGAGCAAUUAUCUUCUUCCGGCAUAACGCAAGAAGGAGCCAGCUCGGUCACCAAAUUAAGUACUUUUAUGGGAGGUUUGUCAAGUAGGAGUAAUAGUAAUAUGGUUCAAAUGCGAAGAUCUACCAAUAAAAAAGGAAAACAGGCGCCAGCACCUCCUAAGCGAACAAGCUUACUAUCAUCGUGCAGUUCUUUUCGAGAUUCUGCCUAUCAAGAACAAGAUCAGCAAAAUGUUGAAGUGAGCACUAUGACGCUUGACGAUGGCACAGAUCUAAAUGGUAUUGAUAAAAUUUUUGAAGGUAUCACACGUGAUCUCGUGACAAUGGCUACACAGUCAAUUACUACAGGAGGUUGCGAUAUGGACGACGACGGAGAUGGGUCGCAAGGGACAGCAGAACAUAACUUUGUUCCUCAACCGUCAACCUCGCCGGAACCAGUAUCCAACUUACCAUGCAAUCAGAAACAAAUUAAAUCUCGACCUUACACGUCUAAGGAAGUACUGCCUCAGAAGCUGGUCCACGUGGGUGCGCUGGAGGUGCAAAAUGUUAAGAGGGCGAUCAACCGUUACGGCACUUUGCCAAAAGGAGCCAGAAUCGGAGCGUAUUUGGAGUCCCUACGACAAAGCGGUAUGCCGCCGAAUCAAGAGAACAUCGCCACGUCCUCUUUAUCCAAUGCAGUCAUAGAACAGCAGCAGCAGGACAUUAUCACCGCGAGCGUUGUCGACGUGAUCCCGCAGCAUCGUUCCCUUUCACCUCGUCAGAAUAAUUUACGCAAUCAACCACAGAUGACGCGUAGCAACUCUUCGAGCGGAGUGGUAAAUACCUAUCAGCCGCCGAACUCACCUCGCAGCCGUGCCGUAGGUAUCAGGAAAACCAAUACAGAGGGGAUCGGCUUGCGAACUUUUCGAGUGCCGAACAAUUCCAGCUUCCGUACUGCCAGCCCGUCGAGAUCGGUUCAGCCAACUCUGGCUGAUCUGGAGUUUCCACCACCACCAGUGGAUCUACCACCUCCUCCAGACGAAGCCUUCGAUCACUGUGAUUUGCCACCACCUAUCACAACGGCGUCACCAUGCGAGACAUCCUCUUCUCACACGAAGAUAGCAAGCUCGCCAGUCGGCCUUAGGAAAGUGAAAGCAGAAUGGCGGAGCAAAGACGAGAUCAGCGAUUACGAUCAGGACGAUAGAAAUAAUGAUGUGAGAAACGCGGAGCCAUCAGUGAAGGAGGCUAGUUCGCGAUUCGGCGUGAAUCUGCGACGCCGGGAAACGACUGCCGGCGAUGCGCAUUGCGGUAGCGGCGGCGGCGUUGGUAAGUCCGCGGACGAGAAGAAAUUAAUUUUUAGACCAAAGGAAACGACAAGCAGUGGCACGAUCAAAACGGAAUCGUUGGACGCGACGAUCGUGGCACCCGAGGAAGCGCCACCGCCGCCUCCACCACCGCCGCCGCCUAUCGACGGUGCCGUAAUCGGAACCAGUACCACCGACCCCUUCGAGUCCAAACCCGGCAUGAAGGAGAUGCUGGAGCUCAAGCUGAUCAACGAGAUCAAACAGAAUGCAGACAUGAAACACGGUGGUACCGGCUUCGCGAAGAAGACUGGUAGUGUCGCUAGUAGCAACGCGCCUUUGUCGGCGGCACCACUCGACCCGGCGUCGCAGCUUCUAUCCGAGUUGUGCGCCAGCUUCAGCAUGGAUUCCGCCAAUAAGCAGCAUAUCGUCCCGAGCGAGUACGCAAUCUCGAUGUUGAAAAGCAAUGACGUGUCUAACGUUCAGGAACACGUUCACAUGAACAUGCCGAGCGCGCACACUGACAGAAGCAGCGGCCACAAGGAGAUCCCGAUGACUUCGCCGAUUACGGAAGGCCAUGUAUUGAGUGCUGCUAGUGUAGGUUUCAAAUUGAAGAAGGUAGACAAGAGAAGUAAUCCACAGAAGGAAGAGAAUCCGGAUGGUCAAAUAAUCGACUUCAAGGCUCGGUUGCGAAAGGUGGAUAAUACUGACAAAGAGAAGGCCGUGGCGGACGAAAGAAACAAGUCAUCGCGCUUUGACGACUGCACGCAGGGAAGUAACGUCGCGGAUUCGGCGGAUUCGUCGUCUGGUGUGGAUGAUGCGAAUGAUGACAAGCGCCGCAGCACCGGCAGUAUUAGUAGCCUAAAAAAAUUGUGGGAGAACAAAGAGGCUUCUUGUGAUAACCAACCACUUAGUCCUAAAUUAAAUGUGAGAGGGGCGAGUAGCAAACAGGAUGUCGGUGACAUUGCGAGCGAGGACUCUCCAGAGGAUCAUAGCGGUGCCUCGACCAGAAGCUCGACCAGCAAAGGCGAUCCGCGAAUAUGGCCUCCAACCUCGUCAUCCUCAGUAACCUUGGAAAUGGAAAAGCCGAUCGUACCGGCCAAACCAUUGAAACCACUCGGACCCUCCAGCAAACAUUUUGGUUCCUCGAUAUACGCCACGCCGAAUUGCAAUAAGUCGUCACAGAGCGACGACGACAGUAGCAAGCAGACUAGCGGCGAAAUGACAAAAGGGGCGAAGCAUAGCGUGAUGGAAAUCUCGAACGUUAUAGAAAACAGCAUUUUGAAUCUGAAGGGUAGUCCCACCAUAGUUAUGGCCAGCUGGCUGCAGCUUUCCGACAAGGUCGGCUUGCUUCACGGCAUGUGCGUCAACCUGACGGAUACGGCGAUCGCGCCGCAUGCGAGAUUCCAAUUCCGCGACCUGCUCACUCGGCUCGAGCUGCAGGCGAGGCAGCUGCGAGCUGCCGGCACACGCAACAUCACCGAGAACACGAGACUCUUAUGUGAUGUGCAGAAUACGAUAAAGGACGUGAUAAACACGGUGCAGAGGUAAAGCCGCACCGGGCCGGUUAAAAAAUCAAAACGAGCAUCUCGCCCUGCGAGUUUUCCCUGCACUCCACCGCCCUACCCCUGUGAUGUACCCCGAUCGCAGAAGUCAUCACUCUCGUCCCUCCUAUCUCUUUCUCUCUCUAUCUCGCAUUCGCAUGUGGACGUAUAGUAUACAUAUAAAUUUAUAUAAAUAUAUAUCUAAGUCACUAAAUAAGGUUUUAUCAAGGAAUGAAAUCUUUUUUGAAAGCAUAGCAAUUAAUCUACGCGAGCGAAUAAGAGCGAACUUAAUGUGAAUAAGUCCUUAAUCGAUAAUACGACUGCAUGAUCCUUAGAGGAAUUAAUCCAAAGUUGCAUGAGUCGUCGGUGACACUUCUUGACAGUCACAUAAGGACACAA
Messenger RNA from Acromyrmex echinatior (Panamanian leafcutter ant), 5890 nucleotides. RefSeq names its product tyrosine-protein kinase Abl (gene Abl). Lineage: Eukaryota; Metazoa; Arthropoda; Insecta; Hymenoptera; Formicidae. Gene Ontology annotation, biological process: protein phosphorylation. The record is from RefSeq and is a predicted model, not a curated record. Gene Ontology annotation, molecular function: protein binding; non-membrane spanning protein tyrosine kinase activity; ATP binding.